AUAAUGCAGAUCCAAAUUGCCCUAUAUUAAAUACUUCUUUUAUUUUUUUAAUCCACCAUUACACGAGAUUGACAUUGUUAAACGAGAAUAACGGAAAAUUAUUACAGAACUUUGACUUAGACUCAUAUAAUAUUAAUUUCAGCGAAGAAAACGAAGCACUUCUCCUUUUAUUUUUUCCAUCGUCUUCACACGGCUCCUUUGACCGCUCGUUCCACUUAAACCCACCUUCCCCUGCGCGAAAGCCUCCAUGAUCCGAGAAGAAGAGAACAGAGGAAGAAGAAAUAGAUGGAGAACAAGGAGGAAAGAGUUCAGUCACUUAAUCUGGAGGUCAAAGUUCCCAGCUUUUUCCGGUGCCCGAUCUCCCUCGACGUGAUGAGAUCGCCGGUAAGUCUCUGCACCGGCGUUACCUACGACCGCUCCUCCAUCCAGCGUUGGCUUGAAUCCGGCAAGAAAACCUGCCCCGCCACCAAUCAACCUCUUCCUUCCACCGACCUUAUACCGAAUCUCACCCUUCGCCGCCUUAUCCAGCUCUGGUCUGCCACUGCCGACUCCGUCGCCAAUUCUGCUCUCAACAACCAUAGACAUGUCGCGGUUAAUAUCGUACGUGACAUCCGCUCCUCCUCCGACCCCUCCCCUCUCCUCCGCCGCCUCGCCGACUUCUUUCUCGACGCCGAUAACGAUGUUUUUGAGAAGAACGCCAUCGUCGGCUGCGCCGCCGCAGCCGUUUCCUCUGUACUGAUACAGAAUGCUGGCCAGAUUGAGACCCUGCGUGCCGCCGCUAAGGCCCUCGCCGUAAUCCUAGCCACCGAUUGCAUCGAGGAGAACAAUAAGAAGGUCGCGAUAUCUUAUCUAAUCUCUCAUCUAAGCGCAUCGGUUUCCGCCCUGCUCUCCAUCUUGAAAGAUGGAAAAACGGUGGAAUCUAGUGCGGAUGCAGCUAGGAUUUUGUGUGCGAUCCUAUUGUCAUCAGAUUCCAAUUCCAAGGUUUCGAUUGCCGAGAAGUCUGAUCUAAUACCGGAACUGAUUCGGCUAAUUAGACAAGAGAAGAUGCAUCGAGAUUCGAUCGAUGCCGGGAUUGACUGCUUGACGGCGAUUUGCGGAGUUCGAGGAGCGAAGUUUCGAAUGGUGAAGGAAGGGAUCGUUCCGGCGGUGGUGAAGGUGAUGAAAGCUGAGGCGGUGAUGGCGCCGGCGUCGACGACGGAGAAGGCUAUCAGGCUUCUAGAGGCGGCGUCCGGGAUUGCGGAGGGGAGAUCGGAAAUCUGCAAGGCGGCGGAGGAGUGUUUGGGCGCUGUGCUUCGGUGGAUGAUGAAGGUGGGGAAGGAAGGGAUGGAGGCGGCAGUGGUGGUAUUGUGGAGCGUUUGUUACCGAUUUCGGGAUCAGCGGGCGGUGGAAGCGGUGAAGGCGGAGAACGGCGGCGUUAUGAAGAUAUUGCUGUUGAUGCAGAGUAAUUGCUCGCCGGCUGUGCGGCAAAUGUCCGGCGAUCUGUUGAAGAUUUUCCGGGUGAAUACGAAAGGAUGUCUCGCGGGCUACGAUACCAAGACCACACACAUUAUGCCGUUUUAGAAGGAAAAUAUUUGGGUCAGGAUUUAUUAAACAAUAUUUA
Dendrobium catenatum is the source of this 1600-nucleotide messenger RNA. RefSeq names its product U-box domain-containing protein 27-like. The coding region runs from base 286 to 1560 and encodes 424 amino acids. The transcript has a single exon. Gene Ontology annotation, biological process: protein ubiquitination. Lineage: Eukaryota; Viridiplantae; Streptophyta; Magnoliopsida; Asparagales; Orchidaceae. The record is from RefSeq and is a predicted model, not a curated record. Gene Ontology annotation, molecular function: ubiquitin protein ligase activity.